AUGUCCGCUCCCGAGACCCUCAAGCGGUCCGCCGAAGAGGCAGCAACACCUUUCGAAGGUCACACCAAGCCACGCAAGAAGAAACGCUGCCGCAAACCUACAUGCGUUGUGUGUGACACCAAGAAGUAUUUCAACCAGUUCCCAAGCCAAGCAAAGGUCUCUUCACACGAUCACGGCGCGAAUGUCUGUCGUCCCUGCUACACCAGCCAUCUGGAAGUUGAGAUCGACUCAAAGAACUGGGAAGAUGUUGCAUGCCCAGAAUGUCCGGUCAAAUUGACCUACCAAGAAUUCGAGAACAUGGCAGCCCCCGAGGACUUCGCCAAGUGCGAGCGAGCAUCCAUCAGAGCAACUCUCGCGGCAGAUCCAGACUUCAAGUUCUGUUUCUCUUCGACCUGCGAUUCUGGUCAACUCCAUCCGAGUGGCGCGAGUGAGCCCAUCUUCUCCUGUCAAGCAUGCAGACACAAGCACUGUGUCGUUUGCGAGACGAACUGGCACGAGGACCAGACCUGCAGCGAAUAUCGAGCCACACUCCAUCGUAACACCGAGAACGACGAAAAGUCACAGAAGGAAGGCAACCACCGCCACGAGACGAGUUGCACACACUACCGUGCACCCCCAUCAGCCGAGGUCCUCGAGGUUCAAAGCCGCAGAGCCGAAGAAGCAAGGCGCAGAACCGAAGAAGCAAAACAAAGACAAAACGAGUUGGCUCGCAGAAACCGUGAGCAGCGGGAAGCACUGCAGCGAGCUCAGAGAGCUGCACUUGCCGCAGCUUCAGCUCCAAGACUCCCGCGACUGGAACGUCCUAGACGCAGAGACGACGACGAUGACGAGACCGCUGCCGCUGCGAUGUUUGAGAUUCCCAGAGGGGUCGACUCUUCCCAAAUCUUCGCUGGUAGAAUUGUUAGACCACACCCAAAUCCAGCCAUGGCCCGGGCUCUAUCUCAGGUUCAGGCUGAGAUCCAAGCUCAGACUCCAAACUAG
Molecule: messenger RNA, 981 nt
Organism: Aureobasidium vineae
Lineage: Eukaryota; Fungi; Ascomycota; Dothideomycetes; Dothideales; Saccotheciaceae
Source: the annotation of a GenBank genome assembly